This is a messenger RNA of Pelodiscus sinensis (Chinese soft-shelled turtle), 2394 nucleotides long. RefSeq names its product iodothyronine deiodinase 2 (gene DIO2). The record is from RefSeq and is a predicted model, not a curated record. Gene Ontology annotation, biological process: thyroid hormone metabolic process. Gene Ontology annotation, molecular function: thyroxine 5'-deiodinase activity. NCBI's taxonomy places the organism in Eukaryota, Metazoa, Chordata, Testudines, Trionychidae.
CAGAGGGAAAGCACUUUGCACCACAGACAGAGACAGAGAGAGGAGAGGGAGGCACAGGCACAUAGAGGAACAGAAAGUUUGUGUACAGAGACUUAAAAAAAAAAGUAGCGCUGCACCUGGCAGCUCUGAUGACACCGAAAUCUUAGUGCUUAAACAGCCAAGAGACAAUAGGACAGGAGAGGAAACUGAACAAUCUCUGAUAAAUUUUGCAAUUGCAGGGAAGUAGAAGCACAACUGCCUGUCUUUUUAACGGACUCAGAAGGGCUCUUGGAGAAGGGAAACGUUUUAGUUAACGUCUUGGUCUCUGAAAAAGAAAAAGCAGCUCCGAGCCGAAUGAAUUUCAUGCUGAGUUAUGCUUUUGACCAGCUUGAGUAUAUUUAAUCAUUUCUGCUGCCGUUGAGAGAAAGAGGCGGGAGGUGGAGGGAGCUGAUGAGUUUUUUAAAAAAUGCCUUUUAUUUUAUUGUAUCUUAUUUUUAAAUGAGUGUUCAGGGCAAAAAAGGGAGCUAAAGGGAGCCGGUUGGAGAGCAGCAGCAGGGAAGAUGGGUCUGUUAAGCGUGGAUUUGCUGAUCACGCUUCAGAUCUUGCCGGUUUUUUUCUCCAAUUGCCUCUUUCUUGCACUCUACGACUCUGUGAUCCUCCUGAAGCACAUGGUGCUGCUCCUGAGUCGGUCGAAAGCGGCGCGUGGCGAGUGGCGAAGAAUGCUGACCUCGGAGGGGCUGCGCUGCGUCUGGAACAGCUUUCUCCUGGACGCCUACAAGCAGGUGAAAUUGGGUGGAGAAGCCCCAAACUCCAAUGUAAUCCAUGUAGCUAAUGGCAGCGGCGGCAGCAAUAGCAGGAAGAAAAGUGUUGGUGGGAAAUAUGGAACCAAGUGCCACCUUCUGGACUUUGCCAAUUCAGAGCGCCCACUGGUGGUAAACUUUGGUUCGGCCACCUGACCCCCAUUCACGAGCCAGCUGUCGGCCUUCAGCAAGCUGGUGGAGGAGUUCUCAGGUGUGGCCGACUUCCUGUUGGUCUACAUCGAUGAAGCUCACCCAUCGGAUGGCUGGGCCGCCCCUGGAAUCUCUUCUUUUUCAUUCGAGGUGAGGAAGCACAGGAACCAGGAAGACCGAUGUGCAGCCGCUCAGCAGCUCCUGGAGCGGUUUUCCUUGCCAUCCCAGUGCCAAGUGGUGGCUGAUUGCAUGGACAACAAUGCCAAUGUGGCCUAUGGGGUCUCCUUUGAGCGAGUAUGCAUCGUGCAGAGACAGAAAAUUGCCUACCUAGGGGGCAAGGGCCCCUUUUUCUACAACCUCCAAGAAGUCCGGCUUUGGCUGGAGCAAAACUUCAGCAAGAGAUGAAAUCCAGCCUAAGCUUAGCUAAGUAUGUCAAGAGCCUUGUCCCUUUGGAGUGAUAUAAAAGGGAAAAAAAACACACACUCUUUUCCAAUAGGCUCUUCUGGGCCUGUUGCAAGAGAACAGAUUCAAUAAUAAGGUCAAAUAAAUUUAAGCCAGAAAAAAAAAACACCCCAACAACAAUACCACAUAAAAGAGAAUUGUGUGAAACAAUGCUACUUCUGCCUUAACAGGAUAGAAAAAGCCACUGUGAAAAGUGCUGCUGCUGCGCAUGAAAGGUGAUGAGAUGAGAUUUCUUUCCAUCCCUUUAACAACAUGUUGGCUUUAGGAUGAGAAGAAAGCAUUGCUUCCUGGAAGGCAAUUCUCUGGAGAGGUGACCUCAUGUAUUUGAUCAGGGACAUCUCAUUUUCCAUUGAGGCUUAUGUAGGCAACUUGCCAGCAGCCUGAGGUCUGCAAUUAAUUUGCAUAAAAUGAAAUGGAUUAUGGCUGCCUUCCUACAUUGAUAUAAAGGUAUGACCCACCAGAAACUACAAGAUCCACCAUGCAAUGCAAACUGGCUGCGGAGAUCAAGAUGAAACAUUGUAUGUGAGAUGUGGGUCUUUGUACUCUCUGAAGGCAGCCUCUCUGUAUAGUGUGUGUGUCUGUCUAACACACACACUUAGGCCUCUAUAUGUUCACAAUUAAAUUGGCAGCAUAUCACACCUUAGAACUCCAUAGGUGCAUUUGGCUCUCAGGCGUGUAUGGGUGGGUGUGUGGGUGUGUGUGUGUGGGUGUGAGUGUGUGUGUGUGAGAGAGCGAGAGCGAGCGCGAGCCUGGGGGGCAAAGAUACAGAGGAAAGAGGCUGCAUGAUCCUAACUGCGAGUGAGGGAGAAAUAAACUGAGAUUGUGUAAUAAAACUAUAACUUUGAAAAUUCAGAAAGUAGGAUCAUUUGUCCUCCCCACACACAGAUAUACACAUACAUAGCUUAUGUCCAGGGCAAGAGAGAAGAGUUCAGCUGAUGCCAGCCAGCCUUCAAUAUGUGGAACCGAAAAGAUUUAUUUUAUCAGUGUUGUUUUUUUCUUUCUU